Molecule: messenger RNA, 3829 nt
Organism: Microtus oregoni (creeping vole)
Lineage: Eukaryota; Metazoa; Chordata; Mammalia; Rodentia; Cricetidae
Gene: Ubox5
Product: U-box domain containing 5
Exons: 7
Coding region: 333-1934 (533 amino acids)
Biological process (GO): protein polyubiquitination
Cellular component (GO): nucleus
Molecular function (GO): ubiquitin protein ligase binding; ubiquitin-ubiquitin ligase activity
Source: RefSeq, a predicted model, not a curated record
CUGGAGCUGGGGCGCUACCUUUGCGGUUGUCAGUUACCAUGGCUGCCCUUUUCUGCCCGGUUCCCUUUUUCUAACUUCCGGACUGUGGUUUAAGAUGGCCUUGCUGAGGCAUGUAUCUGGAAGAUAAAAAGGUGAGGAUCAUCCAAACUCCUGAGAAAUCUGUGACAUAGUAGUAGUAUGGGAUAAGAUCUGCCACUACCAGGUGGAAAUCAAGAGGUGGCGUUGAAGCUGACAAUGAAGAGAAUUUAAUGUGGAUGGACUGGACAGCCUCUGUGUGUUCCUUCCAACUCAGCUGUUUCUGAUGCUUGGAAGCUGUUCUUUCAGCCACAAAGAUGGUAAUAAAUCUUUGCCUCCCACAGUUCAGACCAAGAAUUCACUGCAAUAAGGUGUCAGCUGAUGGUUAUGAAGUAGAAAAUCUUAUCUCUGAAGACCUCACAAAGAGAAGCCAUGGCUUUAGGACAGAGUACUUCAUUAGACCUCCAAUCUAUGUGACAGUUUCCUUUCCCUUUAACGUAGAACUCUGUAGGAUUAAUAUAGACCUCACAGCGGGCGGAUGCCAGAAUGUCACUGGCCUGGAAUUAUACACAUCUGCCUUAUCUAACAGAGCUUCUCUGGGUUCACACGAGUGCUGGACUACAGACCCAAUGGAGCUGUCUGUCCCAGACAAAGAGGCAUUCACCUUGGUAGGCAAAGUCCUGCUGAAAAACCAGAACCACGUGGUGUUCAGCCACCGGGGCUUCAAGGCCAGGCCACCUUUUAGCCCAAUGGAAGUCACACUCCUCUCUCCUGCUGUUGUAGCCCAGGAGCUCUGGAAUAAAGGGGCUCUUUCCCUUAGCCAUGUGGCCCAUCUCAAGAUCGGAAUCACCCAUGUGACAGGCAGUGGCAUCUCUUGCAUAAAGCGUUUAGAGGUGUGGGGUCAGCCAGCCAAGACCUGCUCUCAGGAGGUAAUCAAUAGUGUCUUGUUGGUAGCAUCAGGAAGCCUGCCGAAGGACUUGGGUCUGCACACCCCAGCCUCGCCCAUGGAGAGUGACUGUGACUCUGGAGGUCAGUCUGAGGGCCAGCAGGCUCCCUGUCUCUUACAGGAGAUGGUUGAUGAUGUGCCUGAGGAGUUCCUAGAUCCGAUUACCCUGGAGAUCAUGCCACGCCCCAUGCUGCUGCCCUCAGGCAAGGUCAUUGACCAGAGCACUCUGGAGAAGUGUAACCUCAGUGAAGCUACUUGGGGCCGAGUGCCCAGUGACCCGUUCACAGGGUUAGCCUUUACCCCACAGUCCCACCCGCUACCUCAUCCGUCCCUGAAGGCCCGGAUCGACCGUUUCCUACUCCAGCACCCUAUUUCUGGCUGCCAUCUGCUUGGGAGAGCACAAACUACAUCAGCAAUGACCCCUUCUGUCAUUACCCUGCCCUCAAGGAAAAGGAAGCAGGAGCAGGCUGAACACAGCCUUGGCAUGAAUGCCACUUCCUCUCCCACAAGCCCUCUGCUCUCACCCACUACCUCAGAGCCCACUGCUAAGAAGAUGAAAGCCCCCAGUGAACUCGGCCUGACGGAUAUGGACUGUUCAGCAGGUCCAGUGUCCCAUGAGCAGAAGCUGUCGCAGAGUUUGGAAAUCGCCUUGACUUCCACCCUUGGCUCUAUGCCUUCCUUUACUGCUCGUCUCUCCAAGGGGCAGCUCCAGCAGCUGGGCACAAGAGGGAGCAGUACUGCCAGGAGGCCAGACACCAGCUACGAGCACCCCAGGAGUGUCUGUGGUCCAGCAUGUGCCUCCUGCAAAAGAGCGUUUUCCUCCUACUGCACGAAGGAGCCUGUGUACCAGCUGCAUUGUGGCCACCUCCUGUGCCGACCCUGCCUGAGUGAGCAGCAGCGCUCCCAGCCCAUGAUGUGUGCAGCCUGCCAGCAGCCAGUCGCCAGCCAGGAUGUGCUGCGGGUCCAUUUUUGAGGGACCAGCCUCAACUGAAGAAGCCCCAUUUUGUGCGAGACCUGCAGGUGAAGGAAGCAAGAGCAGGAUCCCAGUGGCCCUAUUCUCUCCUGGGUUUUAGCACCUCAUGGUGUAUUACGGGGGCUGGGUCAGGACACCCCCUCCUGCUUAGACAACACAGGAUAAUAAAGCCAUAGGCUGGGCUGGGGGGAAAUCCCUGUUCUCCCUGGCCUACCUUGCCACUCUCCAACCAGAGCCAGACUGUUCAGCAACACUACCCCGGUACCAUGGUGUCUGUAUCAGUUUCUCUGUGUAACAGCCCUGGCUGUCCUGGAACUUGCUCUGUAGACCAGGCUGACCUCAAACUCACAGAGAUUCACCUGCCUCUGCCUUCCAAGUGCUGAGAUUAAACGUGUGCACCACCACCACCUGGCUGCACGCAACCUUCUGAUGGAGUUUUGUGGAUGGCGCUCAGUAGACUGUGACUUGGGACCUCAUACAGCCUUCUCUGCCUCAGGGUCACGCAGAAGCAGACCAUGGUAGGGCACAUGACUUAGCCAUGUGUACCCCCCUCCCCUGCAGACACUUGGAGCCUUAAUAAAAUGGCAGUUGACAUUCACUGAGGCUUCCUCCUGGCACACGGGACAGGACAGCCAUGUGCAGUUGCUGCCAGCUGUCAGGCAGUGGUUUAGAUCUGUCUGGCAUGGGUGUGUCAGUGCCAGGGGAGGGGCAGUGGCUUCUAUCAGGCCAGGUGCCAGAAUGUGUCUGGUUGCUCCUGGAGCCACUCUCUGAAGGAGAUUCCUGUUCUCUAUGUAGCCCAUUGCAGGAAGAUACUGGUUUAUAGGCCACGUUUUUAACAAAUUGUGCGUAUGCGCAUGGGCACGUGGGUGCCAUGGUGUGCCUGUAGAUGUCAGGACAGUUCAGGAGUUGGCUCACUCCCCAGCCUAUGUGGUCGCGGGGCUGAAAUUCAGGUCAUUAGCGCUGUGGCAGUCUCCUCUACUCUCUGAACCACCUCUUUGGCUCCUGAGGGUACAUUUUUCCCCCCAUUUAAAAUGAAACCUUAUGGAGUCCCAAAGAAAACAAGGAUUUCAUACAGGUUUGUUCACUGUCAAGAGCUUCCAGCUUAGAAGGAUAUUUAUGCAGGUCACCAACACUGUCCCCAACCCCUUGCAGGCAUGCUCCACCUUGUCUUUGAGAUAAAUCACAGCCCCUUGAACCACAUGUUCUUCGUUCCUACAGGUGGCCCAGAGCUCAGUCCUGAGGUUUAGGGAAUCUGCUUUCAGAGUUCCCGGGGGACUUUUCCACGGAGGUGGCCAGUAGGGGAUUGUCACCUCCGUUCUCCUACACACCACACCACCAGUGCCUGCUGUGCUGCCCCUUCGUGUGAGACACCAGGGUCUGCACGGACAGGCCCCCUGCACAUCGCCACUCCACGUCUGAGCUGCCCUGCCAUGUGUUCGUCCUUAGCCGCACAACUGCAGAGGGCAUGGCUUGGGGCAAGAACCUCUCCACAACCUCUCAUGGUCUCUGGAGUAGCCCACUUCUCACUCAGCCUUUACCCCUCAGUGUGAGUGUUGGGAGCUAUGUCUGCCCCCAACUCCCAAGAGCCCCCAAAGAACUCUGCAGCUCUACCAGAGGUGCCUGUCCUGCUCUGUUGGACAAGGUCUGAAAGCCUUUGGGGUGGGCAGGACCUAGCCUGAGUCCAGUGGGGAAUCAUCCCAUACCCUUAAUAUGAUUAAGCUUUUCUCUUCAAGAUCUGACCCCCACCCCCACCCUUGCCAGCACCACAGAGCUCUGGUUUUCUUUCCUAGAAUGCAAGAAUGAAAGCCUGGUGUAGUGCAAGCGUAAAGGCCAGCCUGGGCUUUAUAGCAAACACUGUCUCAAAGACACAAAAAUAAAAAGAAAUACGUGAUUUG